UCACAUAAGGCGUAGUAGCAAAAACACUGCUGUUGUGAGUUUGGAAGCGUGUUUUAACCAGAGAGAGAACUGUGGAGGAUAACGGGACUGGACUUCUGCAGCUCCUGUUGAUUAGAUUUCAAAAUGAACAAGAAAUAUCAGAAUCUUUAUGACCCUACAGUGGUACGAAGACCUACAACUGUUCAGCCUAAUACUUCUCUCUAAAGAUGCUGUCAAGAGUAUUUGUCUCUCAUGAAUAUAUAUGCAACACAAAAUGUACAAAGUGCAACAACUAUCUUUCUGUACCACCGAUUAUUAUUCGUUCAAAUAAUCCAGUAUGUGGGAGAUGUGUCACACAAACUGUCGAUCCUGUGGAGAAUAGAGCCUACUUUUUUGAAGAUCUAGCCAAGUUUAUGUUUUUUCCAUGUAUAAACGAUAUCUGUGGGUGUACCUUCCAGUCACCUUGGGGAAAAGUGUUAGACCAUGAAAUCCGUUGCGAAUAUCAAAGAAUUAUUUGUCCUGCAAUCGAAUGUGCAAAUAAGAUUAGGAGUGACGAAAUAACGUGUCAUUUUGAGAAUAAACAUCAGCAUCUAAUACUGAAACAAAAUCAGUGCCUUUUACCACAAUUUAAUACUGAAAACUCUUGUGAAAAUAAGUUAUUUAUGUGGAAAGAUCAGCUAUUCAUUAUUCAAAUAAUGGCAAGUGAUAAUGAGGACAUAUAUUUUCGUAUUUCCAGUUUCAAGGGGCCCGUUUCUAAAGCGCUGAAGCUCAUUUUAAGUAGUAAAUCAAGUUCUAGUACAAUAAGCUUGGAUAAAUUCGUGACAGUUAAAUACGCUUCAAAAUUUCCUCCUUUUUACGAAACAGAAAAAAUAAAUACUGGUGCUCUAAAACAUGUUUUGGGAUCUAAAAUUACGUGCGUAUUUAAGUUUGAUGAUGAACUAAAGUCAAAAAACUCUGAAAUGGGUAAUAACAAACUGCUUUCUGAAAUAGAAUGUCUAGUCUGUGCCGAUUAUAUGAGACCACCUAUUUACAUGUGCCCCACAGGGCAUAGCUUAUGUGGAAAAUGCAAAGCGAAAUUGUCAAAAUGUCCUCUAUGUUCCAGACAAUUUGGCGAUACUAGAAAUUAUUCUUUAGAGAGAAUUGCUGAAAUUAUUACGUAUCCUUGUAGAUACAAGUAUCAAGGCUGCAAUUUUGCGGGAAACUUGGAAAAUAUUACACAACAUGAAUUGGUCUGCUCUAUAUCAUUUGUGGAUGAAAUAGCUUGUAUAGCAACUAUAAGUUGCAAAUGGAAGGGGCAAUACAGUGAAGUUUUUCAACAUAUUAUAUCACAUCACAAAUAUAGUUUCUAUUUGGGAUGUCCAAUGUCAAUAAAUGCAAGCGCAUCUACAAAUACACUAGGAUUUUUUGAAUACGAUAACAAGGUUUUUAAGCUGUAUAUUGAAUGGAAUGAAAAUAAAAAAAAUGAGAUGCGGUGGUCUGUUACGUAUGUUAAAAGCAAAGAUGAGUGUUCUGAUAAAUAUAUGUUCCAUUUGGAUUUUGUGAGUGGCAUUAGAACUUUUACGAUCAGCGACAUUUGCCCCAGAAAACCCGCAGCAGCUGUAAAGAAAAAUUGUGUACAGUUCGUUAAUAUACCAUUUUUUCAAAUUAAACCUUUUAUAAAAGAAAAUAAGGUAACUUUUACAUUGAACAUGGUUAAAGUGUGUUGAUUUUGUUCUGUUUACUAUAUGCCAAGUUAUAACAACAGAAAGUCUAUCAUUAUUUAAUAGAACAUGCAUAUAAAAUCAUUACUUUCCGAAAAGAAGUGUUUCUUUUUUAAUCAUUAUGUUUACUUUAAUAUAAAUUAUUACUUGCUCUGAAUAAGUAAAAGAAUUCUUUGUACGAGUACCUGUUAUUACAAUUACAACAUUAAAGCGCUAAAUAAAUAUCUCCAUUUUUGGACACUGUCAAGAAAAAAGUGAGUACACAUGGGUUUUGUAUUAUAUGUAAUAAAAUGAAUCACAGGUGACAAUUAACAUUAAGCUGAAGAUAAGAAAAGUAAUAAAAUGUUUGAAAAAUGCAUAGAAAAAGGAAGUUUCUUAGAAAAAUAUUAUCGAAUUAUUUAAUGUUGUUAAAUUAUUGUCCUUUUGUGAUUUACUUUUAUUGUAAACAUUUUCAAUAGAUGUCAAAAUCUUGGGGGCAGACAGAUAUAAUUCCACGCUAAAUUAUUAUUACUAACUGGAUAAAAAAUAUUGAAAAAAAAAUGUAAUAGCUUUAUACAGAUCAAAAAAUGAAAGGAGAAUAAUAUCUAGUUUUAUUAGUUUAGAAGUUAACUACUACAAACUAGAAAGAAGUUGACAAUUAUUACAAAGUAGAAAAGUUUGAGUAGUCAUAUCCUAAGCAUUUUUAAAAAUAUUGCAAUCAAAUUUUGCACAGGGUGGUUUCUGGGGACGCUAAAUUAGAAUAUAGUAUUAAUUUUUAUAUAAAAAAUCGUCGAAAAUUUUUAAAAGGUCUGCCCUUUUUUCAAAUUUAAGACCAAACGUCUAUGAUUAAAAUCAAAUUUAAUUACAUCAAAAUAAUCGUUUUGGAAAUAAUUAUGAAGUGCUGAAAUGUGAAAGGGUUUCAAUUUUAAAUAAGGUAGAUACAGAAGUGGCUCCACGAAAAGUAAAACACGCUGUAUUUCGCAUACUGGUGACACAGACUUUCAUGGAAUUUAAUAAUUAUUGGCGUCUAUCUCGUUGGAGUUGUCUCGUGAGCACACUAUAUUGGCGUCACAGUUUUAACAAUAUUUUUUUAUACUUAUAAUGUUUAGAUAUACAUAAGUAUCUUAAAUGAUAAGAUAAUAUAAAGUGUGAUUAGCGAUUGUUACUGUAUCAAAUAAAUAUAUUAAACAUCAUUUCUUUAUAUUUAAGCACUGCAUCGAAGACCAAAUCAAGAAAUUAUAUUUAGAAGCAAGUUUUUUUUAUAAUAUUAGAUAUUUUCUAAUAUUGAAAGUUUUCUUUCAAAAACAAAUAUUUUAUUUCUAUGCCUUCCCAGUUUGGAGACAUUUAAUGAUGGAAGCUGAAUAAUUUUGAUAGGAAUAGUUAUUAAGUAAAUUACAAUUUGAAGUUCUUUUCUAUGAACCUUCGUAAUUAUUGCAGAAAUAUCAUCUUUUCUGGGUUGAAAGAUACGAUGGAACGAUUACUGUGGGCCUCGUUCUCUAAAAUAAUAUUAAAUAUGCAAUCUUUUUCGAUUAGAAGAUGGUUGUGACAAUAGAACACGUCUUUAUUUUUUCGCAAGAUUUUUGUUGACAUUGGUAAAAUUAAUUUUUCUCAUCAAAAAUAAGGUAUGAUUUCACAGGGAAUUAUUUUGUUUUGAAUAGCAACAGGAUAUAAGAAAAAUGUUUUGAGUGUCAUAGUCAUUAAAAUUAUACAAUGAAUUAAGAAAAUUAUUCUCUGGACUUUGUAUAACAACUGUUCGACUAAAGGAGUAUAAGUUUUGCAGUUAAUUUAUUAUUAGCAAAUGUUAUAGCACUCACUAUUUAAUUUCGUUCGUUUCUCAAAAUGAUUAAAUUAACACUAUACAGUUAGAAUAUUUGUAAAAGAUUGUGACUAUUUAUCUUAUAUCGAAGCAAAUGAUCAUUUUGAUUAAGGUAAUCCAAUACGGUAUCGAUUGUUCUGCCAUCCUCAGAGUGUAAGGUAACGAAUAGCUAUUUCGAUAUUUUGCCACCAAGAUUUAUCAAACUACGUUUAGAUCUCAUGUGUUGGUAAUGAAUUUUUAAUAAAAGGUCAUUGUGAAUUAACAGUGACUGUACUUGUUUUAUUAGUUUAUCAAACAUAAGUAUCAGUAAAAUUUCUUUGAUUUUAUUUUCUUCGUUCCGAAAUGUAUUUCGAAUAACUUUUAUUUAAUGUAGUAAGUAUAAUUUUAAUAUUAUUAUAACUAUUAAACUUAAUUAAUUGUAGUAUUAGUCACGACAAAGCGGUAGUGGCCACUUCAGUGACUUAUUAGUUUAUGUAAAAUUCUAUUAUGUUAAUGAGAAGACAAUAAUCAAAACAAAGCGGACGUCAUAUUUAUAGUAAAAAUAUAGCAAUAAACGAUUGUGGGGUACAGUUGUACCCAACACGAUUUCAUGAGAGUUAAGUAUAGGUAGCUAAGCUUCUCAAUAUAUGUGUGUACCUAGUUUAAGCUGAUUAUUUAUUUAUUCGUGGAAUUAUUUAUCAUUUUUGUUUCAUCGGAUUUCUUGUUUAUUUCGGAUAAAUCUUGAAUGUAUUAGCCUUUUAUAUGAUUCUGUACAACAUUUUAACAAUAAUAAAAUACCUUCUAUGUGCAUCUAA
Anoplophora glabripennis (Asian longhorned beetle) is the source of this 4268-nucleotide messenger RNA. RefSeq lists its product as uncharacterized. The record is from RefSeq and is a predicted model, not a curated record. The transcript is spliced from 4 exons. Gene Ontology annotation, biological process: proteasome-mediated ubiquitin-dependent protein catabolic process; multicellular organism development. Gene Ontology annotation, cellular component: cytoplasm. The coding region runs from base 207 to 1685 and encodes 492 amino acids. Lineage: Eukaryota; Metazoa; Arthropoda; Insecta; Coleoptera; Cerambycidae. Gene Ontology annotation, molecular function: zinc ion binding; ubiquitin protein ligase activity; ubiquitin conjugating enzyme binding.